AUGGACGUGAACAGAGACCAAGAAAUUCAAGAAUCAAACCCACAAAAAAAUAAAGAACCAACAAACCUCACAACAAAGAGUAAAGAGGAUAUACAAGUCGAUAAGUACACAAUUAUGUUACUGAAAGAAAAAUGGGAAAAAGUUGAAACACUUUUAAAAAGAAGAAAUAAUUUAAAUUUAAUAAAUAUCGUAAUGUCAUCAUUUGUUAUUCUGUUUGGAAUAGCAUUGCUUUAUAUGUUUUGGAAAAAAAAUAUCAGCGACACGGUUCAUAUUAUAACAUCAAGUGUUCUUGCUAGUAGUGGAGCUUUGGCUCUUUUAAAUAUCCUUGGCCAAAAGUGGAAACAAAAUAAGGAUAAUGUUACUUCAUUGGUUGGAGUUGCUAAAAAGAUUCCGCUUCCAUCUGAUAAAGUAUUUAUGCCAGCGUUGUUACAAAUACCUGAUGAACUCAUAAAUGAUAAGCUAGUUGGAAAGUGCAAAGAUUAUUUAAGGUAUUUAGAUCGUAUCAAAGACCUUAUUACCAUUGAAAAGAGGAGCAGUGUACAAAUGUUGAAUUAUACUAUAGAACUUCCUGAUCAUACUAAUCAUAUGAUGAUUUUUUAUACUUUAAAAUUUAUAUUUUUAAAACCUACAAUAGAAGUAGUUGCAGCAAUUUUGUCAUAUUAUUACGCUUUAUCGAAAAGAUUAUAUUUAAUUGAUGAUAAAGAUUUUACUCUGGAUGAUUAUAGUAGAGUAAGUUUCUUUGGAAAUGAUGAAGCUAUGAAAAAAUAUAAAAUUCUCCCGAAUGAAGAAACUAAUACGAGCAUGAGUUCUUAUGACACACAACUCGAAGAGGAUACAAAACAAAUUUAUGAGGAAAAAGAUAUUAGUACACAAAACCUGGCCGAAAAACUUGAAUUUG
Molecule: messenger RNA, 898 nt
Organism: Racocetra fulgida
Lineage: Eukaryota; Fungi; Glomeromycota; Glomeromycetes; Diversisporales; Gigasporaceae
Source: the annotation of a GenBank genome assembly